AUGGAUUUUUAUUCGUACCCUGUGAUUGAUGGCAAGAAAUCUAUGGAUAUUCCAUAUGAAAUUUUUAAUGAAGAUAUUAAAUUGUGUGAAGACAAGGUUAUUGGAGCUUUUGUGGGUAGAAGAUUACCUUUCAAUUGGGUUCACAAUGCUAUCAAUCGAGCUUGGAAGACUAAAGGUAACAUUCAAAUGACAAUCCAUAGUGAGAGUAUAUUUAUCUUUGAUUUUAAUUGUCCUGAGGAUAGAGCACGUGCUUUAGAAAUGGGUUCUAUCUUUAUAUCAAACAGAUUAUUCAUUAUCACACCUUGGUCUAGACCUGUGGAACAAGAGAUUGCCGAAUUGAAAUCCCUCCCAGUUUGGAUGAAUUUUAGAAAUGUUCCAUUGUUUAUGUGGAAUAAGAAGGGGCUAAGUAUGAUAGCUAGUUUUCUAGGCAAACCACUUAUGAUGGAUACACAAACUUUGAACAAGACUAGAAUGAAUUAUGCAAGAAUUUGUGUGGAAGUGGAUGUUACUUGUGAAUUCCCUGAUUCUUUCACUUUUACUUUAGGAGGAAAAGAUAAAGUUGAGUAUUCUUGGAAACCUUCAAAAUGUAAUGAAUGUGCAGUUUUUGGUAAUUCUUCCUUAAAUUUUCCAAAGCAUAUUAAGCCCUCACAAAAAGUAGUGCAAAAGUGGGUGCAGAAGAAAGCUACUACUAAUGUGGAUCAGGAAGGGUGGAUUACAAAAUCCAAAAAUGGGGUACAAAAUAAUGAUUCGGUUACUGAAGUUAUAGAGAAGGUAGUUUCACAUACUGCUAUGGAUAUUGAUCAGAUGGAUCCAGUACAAGAAGUUACCACAGUUUUACAGGAAAUAAGUACAAGAAAAGACAAUAAUGUUAAUGAUUUUAUAGCUUCUAAUCCUUUUUUCAUUUUAGAUAAAUGUAUGGGGAACUCUCAUGAGCUACCAGCAGAGCAUAACAAAGAAACCUUCCAAGCUUUAAUGAAUGCAGCUCAACAAAAAUCAAAAGAAUAUGAAGCUUCUAGUUCUGGAUCCAUAUCACAUUUUCAGAGAAGGGAAGGCCUAUUACCACCAGCUAUCAAUCUAGUUCCUAAGAUUUCAUACUUGAAGACGUCUGCUAGAGAUAAUGAUUGUGUUUACAGUGUUGGGAGAAUUUGGGUAGCUUGGGAUCCUGGAGUUGUUCAGAUUAGUCUUAUAAGUUCCUCCCCCCAAGCAAUUUUCUUAGAGAUUUCUUUCUCUUCAGAGUUGAAUUUUGUGGCUACCUUUGUUUAUGGAGACAACUACUAUGUUACUAGGAACUCAUUAUGGGAUUUUAUUAAUGCCUUUGCUUCUUUCAAUGAAUUUUCAAGGUGUGUUCAGUAUUCUCAGCUUUUGGAUUUGCCUUACUCUGGGUGUUUCUUUACUUGGUCAAAUUGUCAUCAGGAUGGUACUAUAAUUAGACCUAAACUGGAUAGAGUGAUGACAAAUAUGAUAGAGAUUUUUUGGGAGUGGGCAAUAAAGGCUGGAACAUCACUGUUAAAGCUUAUAUUCAAGAACAUUUCUGAACAAGUUAUUAAUGCUAAAGAAAGAAUGGAUUCUGCUCAACUGCUACUCCAAUCUCAUCCUCUUGAUUCUGAUUUAGCUAGAAGAGAAAGAUUGUAUGUUAAUGAAUAUGUGAAGUUAGCUAAUGAUGAAGAAUCUGCUGCUAAACAACAAUCUAGAAUUAAAUGGCUAGAUUUGGAUGAUGUUGCUGAUCUUAUCAAGCAUGUUAGUAGAGAAGAAGUGAUUAUUGCUUUACAUUCCAUUGGUUCUAACAAGGAUCCUGGACCAGAUGGAUUUUCAAGUCACUUUUUCAAGGCCUGCUGGACUACUCUGGGAGAUGAAUUGGUUGCUGCUAUUCAAAACUUCUUUAAUAAAUCAAAAUUGCUGAAAGAGGUAAAUAGUACAUUCAUCACUUUGAUUGCUAAGAAAAAAAAUCCUUCCUUUGUAACUGAUUAUAGACCAAUAUCUUGCUGCAAUGUUAUUUACAAAUGUAUUACCAAGAUAAUUUCUUUAAGGAUGAAGAAAAUUCUAGGGGGUCUCAUAAGUCAGAACCAAUCAACUUUUAUCUCAGGAAGAUCAAUCCAAGAUAACAUCAUGGUGGCUCAUGAACUAGUUAGAAACUAUCACAGAUCAAAAGGUUCUCCAAGGUGUGCACUUAAAAUUGAUCUUACUAAAGCCUAUGACACUGUCAGAUGGGAAACCAUUUUUUAUAUGUUACAACAACUUGGUUUUCCAGAUAUGUUCAUUAACUGGAUUCAACGGUGCAUCACUUCAGCUAAAUUUUCUAUAAUUAUCAAUGGAUCACCUUAUGGUUUCUUUGGUGCCAAGAGAGGUCUGAGACAAGGAUGCCCAAUUUCUCCAUACUUAUUUGUUCUUGCUAUGGAAAUGCUAAGUGCUACUCUACUUCAGCAGGUCAAAAUUCAAAAAUUUGGUUUUCAUCCAAUAUGCAAGUUGACUAGCUUAACCCACCUUUGUUGUGCUGAUGAUGUAAUGAUUUUCUUUAAGGGUUCCAUAGCUGUUGCAUCUAGUCUAAAGGAAGCCCUGGUAGAAUUUAGUAAUUAUACUGGUUUAGAAAUAAACAAUCAGAAGACCUCUCUUUUCUACUCAGCUGUGGAUGAUAUAACUUUGCAACAAAUAGUUCAAAUUUUGAACUGUUCAGUGGGGGAGCUGCCAAGGGCUAUUAAGGAGCUGAACUCUAAAUUUAAAAGGUUUCUUUGGUGUGGUGCUGAAUUAAAGAAGAGGUCCAAUCCAAUUAAAUGGACUUUUACUUGUCAUCCUUGUGAAGAAGGUGGAUUGGGAAUCAGGGAUCUGGAAAAUACUAAUAUUGCUGCUAAUCUGAGGCAUAUAUGGGACCUUGUUUCAGGGAAGAACACUAUAUGGACCACAUGGGUUAAAUGUAACCUAAUCAAGGAUAAAGACUUUUGGGCUAUGAACAUUCCUCAAAACUCUUGUUGGUUCUGGAGAAGAAUAUUAGACCAUAAAGAUAUUGCAAAGAAACACAUUGGAGUUAUGCUAGGGAAUGGAGAGGCUACAAGUUUUCUUCAUGAAAAUUGGCACUCAAGAGGGAUAAUUACUGACUGGGUUGCUCCUCAUAUUCUUGACACUAUUCGGAUUACUGAAGAAUCCAAAGUUGUUGACUUUCUCUCUACUACUGGAUGGUAA
Molecule: messenger RNA, 3174 nt
Organism: Papaver somniferum (opium poppy)
Lineage: Eukaryota; Viridiplantae; Streptophyta; Magnoliopsida; Ranunculales; Papaveraceae
Exons: 7
Coding region: 1-3174 (1057 amino acids)
Source: RefSeq, a predicted model, not a curated record